Closterium sp. NIES-65 is the source of this 729-nucleotide messenger RNA. Lineage: Eukaryota; Viridiplantae; Streptophyta; Zygnematophyceae; Desmidiales; Closteriaceae. The record is from the annotation of a GenBank genome assembly.
AUGCCAUGGCUGGCAGCGGCGAAGGCGCAGCCGGCGCAAGAUGCGGAGAGCGACCUUGAGGGAUUGAUACCCAAGGCGCGUUCCUCCCCGUCCAUGGCGACACCCGACGACAGAACAGUGGUGCCUCGUACUGAGGUCAUCGCCAUGCGGUCGCGACUGAACAAGAAGCUCAGCGAGUCCAACACGUACAACCGCUUCCUGCAGCGCGAGGUGCAAUACCGCGAGCAGGCACUGAGCGACUCCAAGGCACUCAUGAUCGCACUGGCGGCGGAAAUGCGGGAGCUGAGCGAGGUUGCGGAGGAGAUCGUGAAGACCGAUGGCUUGCCAGUCACAAGGAAGAUCAACGGUCGAUAUUUGCCGUCGCAUCUCAGCAACAGAUUGGAAGAGCUCUAUUCCGACCUGAGGCAGCAGCUGGAGGGAAUCGAGAAGCUGCGCCUGCGGGAGGUCCCCUUGGUGUGGUUUGGCAUGGCGGAGGAUGUGAAGGUGAUGGGGUCGUUUGACGGCUGGACGUACGGCGAGCAGAUGUCUCCUGAGACCACCGGCACCAUGACUCGAUUCACCACUGUGCUCAAGCUGCGCCCUGGGAGGUACGAGAUCAAGUUUCUGGUGGACGGUGAGUGGAGAGUGGCGACAGAGUGGCCCACCGUGGGUCACGCCCCAGCAGCCCAGCCACUCACCCAGCACUUCUUCCAUGGUGACCCUCGCCUCGGGGUCCCUCGUGAGUUUUGA